CACUUUUCAGUUCUGGAAGAUAGAGUUCACAAGUUUCUGGAGGUAGAUGGGAACAGAAGAAUCCGAUAAACUUGGUGCAUCUUUCAAAUUUAUGGAGCCUAAAGAUGAAACUGUAAACAGGUCUUUGCAGCCACAUUGGACUAGUUCUAUGCAGGCAUAUCAUAAUGCUGGUUCUACUCCAAUUCCCUUCUUAAACCCGCAUUAUGGUCCUUACUUUGGCCAAUUCAUUUGGCCAAAACAGUCAACCAUCUCUCAAUAUAAUUUUUUGCAUGAGUCCAUGAGGAUUUCUAAUAAUUCUGCUAUAGCUGGAGUGAUUCCAAAUCAGCAGCAACAACCAAGUGCUGUCCCGGUAGUUGGGCCUGCUGGGGAUGCUGCAUCAGUUUUUUCUGAAAAAAUACAAAGGAUGUUUGGUGCAAAUAACGAGGAUUCAAUUAAAAAAUGUAAUGGAAGCUUACAAUCUAAAAGCUCAAUCACUAAGGAAGCAAAAGAAAUUAAGAUCAUCUGCUCAACUCCAAACCAUGACAUGAGUGGAGCAAGUGGAGGCAAAGAACCUUCAGAUGAAGGCCAUGACAGUAAACAUGAUUUCCCUUCACCAAAGCAGAAAUGCAAUGUGGUGUCUGAAAAUGUAAAUUCAAGAAAACAACACAAGGAUACAAUGGCUGGUCUGAAUGCUUCUGCCAGUGUUGUUAAACUUGCAAAACUGGAAAAUGAUGAAAUAAGGAAAGAAAGAAAAAGAUUAUCUAAUCGCGAAUCAGCCAAGAGAUCAAGGUUAAGAAAACAGAAAGAAUGCGAAGAGCUACGUGGAAACAUGGACAAUUUAAAGGAUGAAAAUUCCUCACUCACACACAUGCUUAUAAGGCUUUCAGAGGAAUGUAUGGAUCUCAGCAAUGAAAACGAUUCUAUCCAGGCAAAGAGCUUUUUAUAUCGAGGAAACAAUACUAACAGAAAGUGUGUGAUUUGGUUGAGGAACAGGCUGAACUGGUUAAGAUGUAUGGAGCAGAAUCAAUAGCAGAUCUAUUGCCCAUGAAGCCUUCUUGACAAUAUUGCUGGUGGAUACACAGAUAUGAGAAAAGGAAGCAAAUCUAACAUCAACAUUUUUUUUCAACAACCACUUUUGAGUUUUUUCCCUGCCUUAAGUUUACAGUUAGGUUAUAUAUAUAAUAUGCAUGCCAAUUGUUAAGUGCUAAGAGCAUUGUCACAUUGAAAAUAAAGGAAGAAAAGAGUAUGAUAAUGAUGUUUUAUGGCAUUUACAUGCAAGUAGUAUUCCAGAUUUCCAGUUACUUAUGAGUACUUCCCAAAAAAAUAAAUAAACAAAUACAUAAAUAAUGAAAAAAAGAAGGUAGAAGCAGUGGAACUUUGAGGAGUUGAAUCAGUUUGUUCAUUCAGCAGAUUUUUGUUUCUAUUUGACUGACAAGUCCUGACUUCCUUUUUUCCUUUUUAUUGUAUUGUUGCAAAUAAGAAAAAUAUGCAAUUGUGCUGUAUGAAGACUUUAUGGGUAUCUGAUGUUAUGUAGAGAAAAAGAAAUAUUCAAUUA
Arachis stenosperma is the source of this 1534-nucleotide messenger RNA. RefSeq names its product G-box-binding factor 1-like. The transcript has 11 exons. Gene Ontology annotation, cellular component: nucleus. Gene Ontology annotation, biological process: regulation of DNA-templated transcription. Lineage: Eukaryota; Viridiplantae; Streptophyta; Magnoliopsida; Fabales; Fabaceae. Bases 47 to 1009 code for a protein of 320 amino acids. The record is from RefSeq and is a predicted model, not a curated record. Gene Ontology annotation, molecular function: sequence-specific DNA binding; DNA-binding transcription factor activity.